ACGGCGGCGUCGUAAAGCAGCUCCGCCGAGUUGAGGGCCGCAGUUCCCGCCCCCUUCCGCGCAGGGAUGGAAGAUCACAGCGCCCCCUCCUGGCUCCCGUAAACCCCAGAUCUCACGGCAGGGCGGCAGCAGCAUGGAGGCACGCUUUACACGCGGGAAGUCGGCGCUGCUGGAGCGCACGCUGGCACGGCCGCGCACCGAGGUGAGCCUGAGCGCCUUCGCACUGCUCUUCUCCGAACUGGUACAGCACUGCCAGAGCCGUGUCUUCUCCGUGGCCGAGCUGCAGGCACGCCUGGCCGCGCUGGGCCGCCAGGUGGGUGCGCGUGUCCUAGAUGCGCUGGUGGCUCGUGAAAAGGGUGCCCGACGGGAGACCAAGGUGCUGGGCGCCCUGCUUUUUGUCAAGGGCGCGGUGUGGAAGGCACUUUUCGGCAAGGAGGCCGACAAGCUGGAGCAGGCCAACGACGACGCCCGUACCUUCUACAUCAUCGAGCGGGAACCGCUCAUAAACACAUACAUAUCGGUGCCCAAGGAAAACAGCACGCUCAACUGCGCCAGCUUUACGGCAGGCAUUGUGGAAGCGGUGCUCACACACAGCGGCUUCCCGGCCAAGGUCACAGCACAUUGGCACAAGGGCACCACACUCAUGAUCAAGUUCGAGGAGGCCGUCAUCAGCCGAGACCGAGCCCUUGAGGGCCGUUGACCCCACUGAAGAUAAAGGAUGAGAGAUUCCCCCUUCCCAA
Molecule: messenger RNA, 740 nt
Organism: Pteronotus mesoamericanus
Lineage: Eukaryota; Metazoa; Chordata; Mammalia; Chiroptera; Mormoopidae
Gene: TRAPPC5
Product: trafficking protein particle complex subunit 5
Exons: 3
Coding region: 134-700 (188 amino acids)
Biological process (GO): endoplasmic reticulum to Golgi vesicle-mediated transport
Cellular component (GO): TRAPPII protein complex; TRAPPIII protein complex; TRAPPI protein complex
Source: RefSeq, a predicted model, not a curated record